Messenger RNA from Rhinolophus ferrumequinum (greater horseshoe bat), 3342 nucleotides. RefSeq names its product phospholipase A2 group VI (gene PLA2G6). The transcript is spliced from 18 exons. Gene Ontology annotation, molecular function: protein binding. The coding region runs from base 259 to 2679 and encodes 806 amino acids. Gene Ontology annotation, cellular component: mitochondrion. NCBI's taxonomy places the organism in Eukaryota, Metazoa, Chordata, Mammalia, Chiroptera, Rhinolophidae. The record is from RefSeq and is a predicted model, not a curated record. Gene Ontology annotation, biological process: cardiolipin acyl-chain remodeling; positive regulation of ceramide biosynthetic process.
GCGCUCGCGGCACUGACUGAGGGGCGGGACCGCGGCGGCGGCUGGGGAGGCACGGCCUUCCGUGAUUGGCGGAGAGCGGUGGGCCGUCACGUGGCCCGGGGCUCUUUUGUUUGCGGAAGUGGAAGGAAGUAGAAGUGCUGAGUAAGCCGAGUUCUUCCAGGAUUGCCUCACACCCAGAAUCCCCUGGAAGUCUUCCCUGAAGGAACCAAGCAGACUGAGGGGGAAGGCAGUGGGGCGUCCCCACCAGCCCCACGGAAAAUGCAGUUCUUCGGCCGCCUGGUCAACACCCUCAGUAGCGUCACCAACCUGUUCUCUAACCCGUUCCGGGUGAAGGAAGUGGUGAUGGCCGACUACACCCUGAGUGUCCGGGUUCGGGAGGAAGGUCCGCUGAUUCUGUUCCAGAAUGCUUCCAGUCGCAGCUGGGACUGCGUCCUGGUCAACCCCACGAACUCGCAGAGUGGAUUCCGACUCUUUCAGCUGGAGACAGAGGCCGACGCCCUGCUGAACUUCCAGCACUAUUCCUCCCAGUUGCCGCCCUUCUAUGAGAGCUCCAGCCACAUCCUACACACCGAGAUCCUGCAGCAGCUGACCGAUCUCAUCCGCAGCCACCCCCGCUGGUCGGUGGCCCACUUGGCAGUAGAGUUGGGGAUCCGAGAGUGCUUCCAUCACAGCCGCAUCAUCAGCUGCGCCAACAGCACAGAAAAUGAGGAGGGCUGCACACCCCUGCACCUGGCCUGCCGCAAGGGUGAUGGGGAGAUCCUGGUGGAGCUGGUGCAGUAUUGCCAUGCCCAGAUGGACGUCACCGACAACAACGGAGAGACGGCCUUCCACUACGCUGUCCAGAGUGACAAUUCCCAGGUGCUGCAGCUCCUAGGGAAGAAUGCAUCGGCCGGCUUGAACCAGUUGAAUAACCAAGGGCAGACCCCGCUGCACCUGGCCUGCCAGUUGGGGAAGCAGGAGAUGGUCCGUGUGCUGCUCCUGUACAAUGCUCGGUGUAACAUCAUGGGGCCUGGUGGCUACCCCAUCCACACAGCCAUGAAGUUCUCCCAGAAGGGGUGUGCCGAACUGAUCAUUAAUAUGGACAGCAACCAGAUCCACAGCAAAGACCCUCGCUAUGGAGCCAGCCCCCUGCACUGGGCCAAGAACGCAGAGAUGGCCCGCAUGCUGCUGAAACGAGGCUGCGAUGUGAACAGCACCAGCUCGGCGGGGAACACGGCCCUGCAUGUGGCGGUGAUGCGCAGCCGCUUGGACUGUGUCAUGGUGUUGCUGACCCAUGGGGCCAACGCCGAGGCCCGCGGGGAGCAUGGCAACACGCCGCUGCACCUGGCCAUGUCGAAAGGCAACGUGGAGAUAAUCAAGGCCCUCAUUGUGUUUGGGGCAGAGGUGGAUACCCCAAAUGACUUUGGGGAGACUCCUGCCAUCAUAGCCUCCAAGAUCAGCAAACUUGUCACCAGGAGGUCACUCUUAACUCUGCUGAGAACCGUAGGGGCCGACCACCGCCUGCCACUCCUCCCAGCAGUCCCCGCGGAGCCGGGCUGCACAGCAGCGCGUCAUUCCUUCUCCCUGGAAAGAUCUCAGCCCCCAGCAGUCAGCUUAAACAAGCUAGAGCUGCAGGACAUCACGCACAUCUCCCGGGCCCGGAAGCCAUCCUUCAUCCUGAGCUCCAUGCGGGAUGAGAAGCGGACCCACGACCACCUGCUCUGCCUGGACGGAGGGGGCGUGAAAGGCCUGGUCAUCAUCCAGCUGCUCAUCGCCAUUGAGAAGGCCUCGGGCGUCGCCAUCAAGGACCUCUUUGACUGGGUGGCAGGGACCAGCACGGGGGGCAUCCUGGCCCUGGCCGUUCUGCACAGCAAGCCCAUGGCCUACAUGCGUGGUGUGUACUUCCGCAUGAAGGAUGAGGUGUUCCGGGGCUCGCGGCCCUACGAGUCGGGGCCCCUGGAGGAGUUCCUGAAGCGGGAGUUUGGCGAGCACACCAAGAUGACGGACAUCAAGAAGCCCAAGGUAAUGCUAACAGGGACGCUGUCCGACCGGCAGCCAGCUGAGCUCCACCUCUUCCGGAAUUACGACGCUCCGGAGUGUGUACGGGAGCCUCGUUUCAGCCAGAAUAUUAACCUAAAGCCUCUGACUCAGCCCUCAGAGCAGCUGGUGUGGCGGGCAGCCCGAAGCAGUGGGGCAGCCCCCACCUACUUCCGGCCUAAUGGGCGCUUCCUGGACGGUGGGCUGCUGGCCAACAACCCCACGCUGGACGCCAUGACCGAGAUCCAUGAGUACAACCAGGACAUGGUCCGCAAGGGUCAGGGCAACAAGGUGAAGAAACUCUCCAUCGUCGUCUCUCUGGGGACAGGGAAGUCCCCGCAGGUGCCCGUGACCUGUGUGGAUGUCUUCCGUCCCAGCAACCCCUGGGAACUGGCCAAGACUGUUUUUGGGGCCAAGGAACUGGGCAAGAUGGUGGUGGACUGUUGCACGGAUGCGGAUGGGCGGGCCGUGGACCGGGCCAGGGCUUGGUGUGAGAUGGUGGGCAUCCAGUACUUCAGAUUGAACCCCCAGCUGGGUUCGGACAUCAUGCUGGAUGAGGUCAGUGACACGGUGCUGGUCAACGCCCUCUGGGAGACCGAGGUCUAUAUCUACGAGCAUCGGGAGCAGUUCCACAAGCUCAUCCAACUGCUGAUGUCACCGUAGGGCCACCAGGCCCCCCAGACCCCCAUCCAUCCACCACCACCCCACCCCGCCACCACCCAACUGCUGCUGGGAGGAGGGUGAGCCGGGCCCAGGCGGCUCUGUCCACAGACCAGCCCUCAGAGAGUGCUGGGCUUCCUGCCUGAGACUGGUCCUGAAGGCCUCUCUCCCACUCUGUCCCUGCCUUCGGGCACUUUCUGUCAUUCCAGGCUUAGAAAGCCUAGAGUCUCACUGGGGCCUUCUCCCUGACUGUCAAAGACAAUUAACUCUGGAGCUCCUUGCCCUGUCGGCUGAAACACUACGGGCACCCAGCUGUGCCUCCAGCCCCUGCCUCCCAGAGGACCCUAAGCUCUUCCUGGUCCCCUGGGGGUGCAGCCACCCCUUCCACCCUUGGCCCUCCUUCCCUGGGGGUGGGGCUAGAGAAACUGGCCUUUACCCACCCCAUCAGCAGGAGAAGCCCAUGCUCUGGGAGUGGGUUGCCCCAUUCGACUUUGCCCCUCAAUAGGUGUUCAGCCACCUGCACCCCUCAGAGCUGCCGCGCCCUGCCAGCUCGCCUCAAUUCUCAAAGGUCGCUCCUGGGACUUGAAUUAUUUUUCCCGACAGGCAAUGAUUUAUGAGUGGGGCGGGGCUGCCCCAAGCUGUGAAAUAAACGGUUUGGUUCCAGUU